Nelumbo nucifera (sacred lotus) is the source of this 2587-nucleotide messenger RNA. RefSeq names its product ubiquitin domain-containing protein DSK2b-like. Gene Ontology annotation, biological process: ubiquitin-dependent protein catabolic process. Lineage: Eukaryota; Viridiplantae; Streptophyta; Magnoliopsida; Proteales; Nelumbonaceae. Gene Ontology annotation, cellular component: cytosol. The record is from RefSeq and is a predicted model, not a curated record. Gene Ontology annotation, molecular function: polyubiquitin modification-dependent protein binding.
GACCAAAAUAUUUUUUUCCCGUUUUAGGUGAGCCAAGGCAUCUGAUCCCAGAUUCCACCGAUUCGGCGACCCCCCCUCCUCUCUCUCGUUCUCUUUCUAUCAACUCUUUAUUUUUUUUUUCUUUAUUUUUCUUUUGCACAGAAGGAACAUAUAUUUAUUAUAUUCUUUUCUUUGGUAAGAAACAUAUUUAUAUAUCCUCUCCCUUUCUUCCCAGAAACUAUUGUAUCCUCACCCCGUGUUUUCGACCGUGUCUGAUUUCUCAUUUCUCUGUAGUCUGUACCAAUCCGUUUCUUUAGUUUUCUCGAAAGCGGCGUUUGAUCGUGUUUCUAGGGUUAGGGUUUUAUUUUUCUUUCGAUCCUUUUUUUUUUGUUAUUGUAAUUAUUUUAUUCUUUCGUGCCUGGGGAUCGAACCUCCCGUUGCAGGGAGGGGGAAAUUAUGGGUAGCGAUGGAGAUUCCGGUGAUGCGGCCGAUUCGGGUGUUGGCGGUGGAGUUAACGUUAACAUACGAUGCUCCAACGGCUCGAAGUUCUCGGUGCAGGUUAACCUUGAAUCGACGGUUGGGGCAUUUAAAACUGUUCUCGCGCAGAAUUGCGAUAUCCCUGCUGAGCAGCAGCGGUUGAUUUACAAGGGUCGGAUCUUGAAAGACGAUCAAACCCUAGAAAGCUACGGUUUGCAGGCGGAACACACUGUUCACAUGGUUCGUGGUUUUGCCCCAUCUGCAUCAACCAACACUGCUGCUGCCUCCAAUGUUGGAGGUCCAAACACCACCACUGGUGUCACUAGGGGUGUUAGUUCCACUGAAGGUGGUGGCUUUGGGGGAGUUGGUCUUGGAACAUCACUAUUUCCUGGAUUUGGUAUCAAUGGACUGGGUGGCAGUGGGGCAUCUGGUUUAUUUGGAGCUGGACUUCCUGAAUUUGAACAAGUACAACAGCAGCUGACACAGAACCCAAACAUGAUGAGGGAAAUAAUGAACAUGCCUGUAAUUCAGAACCUAAUGAAUAACCCUGACCUGAUGCGCAACUUGAUUAUGAGCAAUCCUCAAAUGCGUGAUAUAAUUGAUCGUAAUCCUGAUCUUGCUCACAUACUUAAUGAUCCCAGCACACUAAGGCAGACAUUAGAAGCUGCAAGGAACCCUGAACUCAUGCGGGAGAUGAUGCGGAACACUGACAGGGCAAUGAGCAAUAUUGAAUCUUCUCCAGAAGGUUUCAAUAUGCUUAGGCGCAUGUAUGAAACAGUUCAGGAACCAUUUUUGAAUGCAACAACCAUGGCUGGAGAUAAUGGAAAUGAUCUGGGGUCAAACCCGUUUGCAGCACUUCUAGGGAACCAAGGUGCUGGCCAUGCUAGAGAUCGAUUGGCCAACCCUUCAACCACUGGUUCUGAAACAACCACUGGGUCUCCUGCACCAAAUACUAAUCCACUACCUAACCCAUGGAACAGCACUGGUGCUGGAGCUGGACAAACAAACACAACUAUGAGGUCAAAUCCUGUUGUGAAUGCAAGGGCACCUGGUAUUGGUGGUUUAUCUUCUCCUGGUCUUCCAGAGAUGGAACGGAUGUUUGGUGGUAUGCAGGAUCCCUCUCUAUUAAACCAGUUUAUGCAAAAUCCAGCUGUGUCACAAAUCAUGCAAAAUCUCCUUUCCAACCCUCAGUAUAUGAAUCAGAUUCUUGGUCUGAAUCCACAACUGCGCAGCUUAAUGGAAUCAAACUCUCAGUUAAGAGAAAUGAUGCAGAACCCGGAAUUUCUUCGUGAAUUGACUUCUCCUGAGACAAUGCAGCAAGUUUUAUCUUUGCAGCAGGCGCUUCUGUCUCAGCUUGGUCGGCGACAGUCAACCCAGGAGCUAGGUCAGACUGGUUCAGGUGCAGGAGCGCCGAACAAUACGGGAUUGGAGUUGUUGAUGAACAUGUUUGGUGGGCUUGGUGCUGGUGGUUUGACUGUUCCCAAUACACCUGAUGUGCCACCUGAACAACUUUAUGCGACCCAGCUGUCACAGCUUCAAGAAAUGGGUUUCUUUGACACCCAAGAAAAUAUCCGUGCAUUGAGUGCUACUGCGGGGAAUGUCCAUGCUGCAGUGGAGCGACUGCUAGGAAACCCGGGUCAGUAGUAGAUUUAUCUCAUCUGGUAUGUUUAUAAUUAGUCUGCGUCACUCAUUUGGGCCUGUAAGAUGAGCCAGUUUGGACACAGUUCCAGUUUCGUAAGAUGGCAGAUCAACGUGCGGGCACACAUUCCAAUCCCAUUUUGGCCAUUAAUAAGUAACACACUACUAUUAUUCUAAGAGUUAUCUUGUUGGUGACUUGGUGUAGACUUUGAAUUAUCGGACCAGUAGCCUGCCUCUCUCUCUCUCUCUCUUGAGAGAUGAAGACUCGUUAUCUUGUAUAUACACAUUUCUAAGAUUUGGCUUGUGAAUUGUUUGCCGGAAUUAUGGGCACAUAUUUUGUUCAUUGUUCCUGCUUUUCUUUAUUUCCACAUACAAUUUAUUUUCUUUUUUGUGCUAGCACUUCUGAAAAAAUUUAAGUUCAUAUUUGUAUAUAACCGGAUGGUGGUUGGACUUGAUUUUUCUGAUCCCCAUCAGAGUCUGACUUUACCGGUUA